AGCUUGUUUUUGUUUAUAGCACAACAUUUAUUAAAUAUGUCGAGUAGACAUCGUAAACGUACAGCCAGCAGCAGCAGCAGCAGCGAGGCUGACAGUGAAGAAGAGUUACGUUUAAAGGAUUUGCGUGAGCGUGAUGAGUUUGCUAAUCGCUUAAAACAGCGAGAUGAGGAACGCACACGCAAGGUUGUGGAAACCACGGGCGGGCGUAAGGCCAUAGAAGAGGCCACCAAGCGGUUGAAGCUGGAGCAUGAAGAUCGUGAUAAAAUAGUGCCACAUCUGCGUGUACAAUCACGUCGGCAGUAUCUGGAAAAACGCAAAGAUGACAAAGUGGCUGAACUGGAAGCGGAUAUUCUAGAUGAUGAGUAUUUGUUUGAUGAUAAUGUUCUAACGCAGCGGGAGCGCGAGGAGCGUAAGUACAAAAAGCAAUUGCUGAACAUAGCCAAGGAGCAUGAGAAGGCGCGUGAGCUGGAGCGCAUACAGCGAUAUCAAAUGCCGCAUGAUAUGAAGAAAGGCGAGCGCUCUGACUAUGUUGAGGUGGACGAGUUUGAAAAGCAGCCCAAUUCGGAGCAAAAGAAAUGGGAAGCAGAGCAGUUGGCCUCAGCACGCUUUCAGUUUGGCGCUAAAGAUGCAAAAGCGCAAGAAGAAUAUGAGCUAUUGCUAGACGAUCAAAUAGACUUUAUACAAGCCUUGACGCUGGAUGGCAGCCGCGAAAAGUCUGGAAAGCAGCCGGAGUUAAGCGAGAAGGAGCGUAAACGGUUAACACUGGAUGAGACUCGCCGCUCGCUGCCUGUAUAUCCUUUCAAGGAAGAUUUAAUAGCAGCUGUGAAAGAGCAUCAAGUGCUUAUUAUUGAGGGCGAGACCGGCUCUGGUAAGACCACACAGGUGCCUCAGUAUUUAGUCGAGGCAGGCUUUACCAAGGAUAAAAAGAUGAUUGGCUGCACGCAACCACGUCGUGUGGCUGCCAUGUCGGUGGCAGCUCGCGUAGCAGAGGAAAUGGGGGUCAAGUUGGGUAAUGAGGUGGGCUAUAGCAUACGUUUCGAGGACUGCACAUCCGAUAGAACCAUACUCAAGUAUAUGACAGAUGGCACACUGCAUCGUGAGUUUCUGUCUGAGCCAGAUUUGGGUUCAUACAGCGUUAUGAUCAUUGACGAGGCGCACGAACGUACACUGCACACGGAUAUUCUCUUCGGCUUAGUAAAGGAUAUUGCACGAUUUAGGCCCGAGCUGAAGCUGCUUAUCUCCAGUGCAACGUUAGAUGCGGAAAAGUUUUCUGCUUUCUUUGACGAUGCGCCCAUAUUCCGCAUACCUGGUCGGCGCUAUCCGGUGGAUAUAUUUUAUACCAAGGCUCCCGAAGCAGACUACAUUGACGCCUGUUGUGUAUCUGUGUUGCAAAUUCACGCCACGCAGCCGCUUGGCGAUAUUUUAGUCUUUCUUACCGGUCAGGAUGAGAUUGAGACCUGUCAGGAGGUGCUGCAAGAUCGCGUUAAGCGUUUGGGCAGUAAAAUACGCGAGCUCAUUGUUAUUCCCGUAUAUGCCAAUCUGCCCAGCGACAUGCAGGCUAAGAUCUUUGAGCCCACACCACCACAUGCACGCAAAGUCAUCCUUGCUACGAAUAUUGCAGAGACUUCUCUUACUAUCGACAACAUAAUUUACGUGAUUGAUCCAGGCUUUGCCAAGCAGAACAACUUUAAUUCGCGCACAGGCAUGGAGUCCUUAAUGGUGGUGCCCAUCUCAAAGGCUUCAGCUAAUCAGCGUGCUGGGCGAGCCGGUCGCACAGCGCCCGGCAAAUGCUUCCGUUUAUACACCGCUUGGGCAUAUAAGCAUGAACUGGAAGAGAACACAGUGCCUGAGAUUUGUCGCAUCAAUCUGGGCAAUGCGGUACUCAUGCUGAAGGCAUUGGGUAUAAACGAUUUGAUACAUUUCGAUUUUUUGGAUCCGCCACCGCAUGAGACUUUGGUGCUGGCGCUGGAGCAACUGUAUGCCUUGGGUGCGCUCAAUCACCAUGGGGAGCUUACUAAACUGGGACGACGCAUGGCGGAGUUUCCUGUAGAUCCCAUGAUGGGCAAAAUGCUGCUGGCCAGCGAGAAAUACAAAUGCUCUGAAGAGAUGGUUUCAAUAGCCGCCAUGCUUUCCGUAAAUAGCGCCAUCUUUUACCGGCCCAAGGAUAAGAUAAUACACGCGGAUACUGCACGCAAGAAUUUCAAUCAUAUGCAUGGUGAUCAUCUUAGUCUGCUGCAGGUAUACAAUCAAUGGGCGGAGACAGAUUACAGUACACAGUGGUGCUACGAGAAUUUUAUACAGUACAGAUCCAUGAAACGUGCACGUGAUGUGCGCGAGCAACUGGUAGGUCUAAUGCAGCGUGUUGAGAUUGACAUGGUUAGCUGCCUGCCGGAAACGAUUAAUGUGCGCAAAGCUCUCACAGCGGGAUAUUUCUAUCAUGUUGCACGUCUGUCCAAGGGCGGCCACUACAAGACCAUUAAGCACAAUCAAACGGUCAUGAUACAUCCUAACUCUUCACUAUUUGAGGAACUGCCCCGCUGGGUUCUCUAUCAUGAGCUAGUGUUUACGUCCAAGGAGUAUAUGCGACAGGUUAUUGAAAUUGAAAGCAAGUGGCUGAUGGAGGUGGCGCCGCAUUACUACAAAGCCAAGGAGCUGGAAGAUUCUACAAACAAAAAAAUGCCUAAGGGUUCCGGGCGUGCAGAGAUGACGCAAUAAGCAUAUAAACUGAAUUAUAACUAGGUCUAAAUAAAAAUAUUUUUCAAAUUCAAA
This is a messenger RNA of Drosophila busckii, 2769 nucleotides long. It is a transcript of the gene l(2)37Cb, whose product is annotated as pre-mRNA-splicing factor ATP-dependent RNA helicase DHX16. The transcript is spliced from 4 exons. Gene Ontology annotation, cellular component: catalytic step 2 spliceosome; intracellular anatomical structure. Gene Ontology annotation, molecular function: RNA binding; ATP binding. The record is from RefSeq and is a predicted model, not a curated record. Bases 37 to 2715 code for a protein of 892 amino acids. NCBI's taxonomy places the organism in Eukaryota, Metazoa, Arthropoda, Insecta, Diptera, Drosophilidae.